ACAUGGGGGGCAAAUAAAAGGAAUAGAGAGGGUGACGUGGCAAGAGUGCAGGCCACAACCUGGCGGCUGUAACUAAAGUGAAGUGUCUGAAGAAGAAGAGGAUAGAAAGAAAGAACCGGAGUGUGAGGUGUCGAGCAAAAGAAAAAAGACAUGGCAAUUCCGAGGUCUUACCAGUUACUUUCUCAUCUUCCUAGUUACCCAAAGCUUAGUUCUGCACUUCCCAGGACAACAACAAGAACAAGACUCCUGCCAGUCUCUUGCACUCUCUCAGAAUCUAAAUCCAUUGGCUCGGAGGUGUCUUUUAAAGUUGGAACACACCUUAUUCCACAUCCCAACAAGGUUGAGAGAGGUGGUGAAGAUGCCUUCUUUGUCAGUCCUUACAGCGGGGGAGUCAUUGCGGUGGCUGAUGGUGUUUCUGGGUGGGCUGAACGAAACGUGGAUCCUGCAUUAUUCUCUAGGGAACUGAUGACUAAUGCUUCAUCUUUCGUGGAAGAGGUUGGCCAUGAUCCACGCUUUCUUAUGAGGAGAGCACAUGCGGCUACAUUUUCCAUCGGCUCAGCUACAGCAAUUGUUGCUAUGUUGCAAAGAAAUGGGAUUUUAAAAAUUGCCAAUGUUGGUGAUUGUGGAUUAAGGAUUAUACGCAAGGGUCAAAUACUCUUCUCCACAUUUCCGCAAGAGCAUUACUUUGAUUGUCCAUACCAGUUGAGCUCUGAGGAGGUUGGCCAGACUUAUCAGGAUGCGAUGGUUUGUAGCGUGGAGUUAGAGGAGGGUGAUAUUAUCAUAAUGGGUUCAGAUGGUCUUUUCGACAAUGUUUUUGACCAUGAGAUUGUUUCAACAAUAGGCGAUAAUACUGAUGUUGUUAUGGCUGCAAAGGCAUUAGCUGAUCUGGCUCGCAAACACUCAGUAGAUACCAGAUUCGAUUCCCCCUAUUCAAUAGAAGCCAGAGCUAGAGGUUUCGACGUACCAUCCUGGAAAAAAGCUUUAGGAGUGAAGCUAACAGGAGGGAAGCUAGAUGAUAUUACUGUGAUAGUUGCUCAAGUACGAAGGUCAGUUGCUGAAGUAAUAGGCUCAUGACAUGUCUGCAAAGUUGGAUGGUUUAUUACAUAGCAGAAUCGAUGGCGAAUAUUACUGAGCAUUGUGGAGCUGGGAAUGUUUCUCACUUAUCCUCGAUUAUCCUCUGUUUCUUAAUGUUGAGAUGGCAUUUUGCAAGCUAACUAGCUAAGGUCUGUGCAGUACAAGUGUAUAUACAGAAACAUAUGAAUCAAAUUAACUUCAAGCUCUUGAAUUUCAGAGAUCGAGUUGCAAAUAUCUUAUUUGUACUUA
Molecule: messenger RNA, 1323 nt
Organism: Daucus carota subsp. sativus
Lineage: Eukaryota; Viridiplantae; Streptophyta; Magnoliopsida; Apiales; Apiaceae
Product: probable protein phosphatase 2C 1
Exons: 11
Coding region: 151-1074 (307 amino acids)
Biological process (GO): protein dephosphorylation
Cellular component (GO): chloroplast
Molecular function (GO): protein serine/threonine phosphatase activity
Source: RefSeq, a predicted model, not a curated record